AUGAAGCCCGUGAUAGAAAAGAAGAGGAGAGACAGAAUGAACCACAGUCUGGAAGAGCUGAGGACGCUGCUGAUGAACCACACGAAGGACACGCGCCUGCGCAACCCGAAGCUGGAGAAGGCGGAGAUCCUGGAGCUGACGGUGGAGUACCUGAGGGGGAGGAUGAUCGGAGGAGGAAGGGCAGACCCACUGGGGGGAGGUGAGAGUGGUUCAGCGGAGAGCUCCGUGAACAACCAGAGUGAUGGCAGACAGGAUCGUGACUGGCCCUUCUUCAGCCCCAUCUACAUGGCUGGCUACAGGCAGUGUGCUUCCCAGCUCACCAGCUUCAUUGACUGUGUCAACCCCUCCAUGAGGGAGCGCUUCAUGCUAGCUCUGGGGCAGCACCAGGAUCCCCAGAACUGCUCGCCUCCCUGGGGAGGGCGGUCUCAGACGUCCCCUGGCGACCGUCCACUGUGGUUCAGUGCAGCAGAGGCACUGCGCUCCAUGGAGGAUGGGAAGUCAGCAACAAGCCACAUGUCCUGUAGGAGACCAGAAUCCUUUCCCCAUUCCAAGACAGUGGUGCCUUUUUACCCAGCCUCCGCUAUGCUUCAUCAUCAUCCCUGGAGCCAGCCAAUUGCUCCUCCGUACCCCUCCCCACCGUAUUCCAUCUCUCCACCUCCUUCCCCAUGUUACUCCAAUAGCUCACCUACUCUCAGCAGCCCUCCCCCAUACCUGUCUAUUCCCUGCCAUUUCCCCUUCCCCCAAAACUUCUCUCCUCUGUCUCCUAAGUCCUCCUCCACUCCCUCCUCCAAUGCCUCCCUUCCAGUUCCUGCUGCCCCCACCUUGGGUCCAAUGGUUUCUCCAAAAGAGGACAGGGGACUUCUCAACGGCGACAGCUUUUCCCUGAACCAGUCCAGUCGCCGUGGAGACCCUGGAGUUGAAAUCCACAAACGUAAAUAG
Molecule: messenger RNA, 939 nt
Organism: Scleropages formosus (Asian bonytongue)
Lineage: Eukaryota; Metazoa; Chordata; Actinopteri; Osteoglossiformes; Osteoglossidae
Product: transcription factor HES-7-like
Exons: 4
Coding region: 1-939 (312 amino acids)
Biological process (GO): regulation of DNA-templated transcription
Molecular function (GO): DNA binding; protein dimerization activity
Source: RefSeq, a predicted model, not a curated record